Messenger RNA from Monodelphis domestica (gray short-tailed opossum), 4186 nucleotides. The record is from RefSeq and is a predicted model, not a curated record. Lineage: Eukaryota; Metazoa; Chordata; Mammalia; Didelphimorphia; Didelphidae.
GGGUCACCCGGUCAAAAAGUGUCUGGAAGCAGAUCUGAACCAGGACCUCCGGGGUGCUCUGUCCACCCACUGCGCUACCCAGCAGCCCUGGGAGCUAAAGUCACUUGGAAGGACUCCGGCCAAUUCCUGCCUCACUCCCAUCUCCCAUCUCCCCACCUUUGGCCGGGCUGAACCCCCCACCCGGAGCACUCUCCCUGCCUGGUGCUUUUUAGCCUCGGCCUCACCAGAAGCCUCAGCUUUGUUCACCCUCUCUGGGCGGCUGCCUCGGCGGCUCCGCGGCUCUGGGUUCGGGUCCCAGUCCCGAGCUCCCUUCCAUCUCAGACUGGACGUGCCGCAGACCAGAGUUCGGGGGAGCUCGUGCAGGAGGAAGAGGCAGGUGGCUUGGUGCAGAGCGUCUGGGUGAAGAUCGAAGGAAGGAGCCCCCGCAGGCAGGAAGCUCUGGGCUUUAGUCACAAGCCCGGGUUCAAAUCCUGCCUCUGCCCAGGGCACUCCCCAGGCCUUCUGCUCCCAGGUAGAAUGAUGGGGCUGGCCUCGGAGGUGGUGACUUCCUGCGGAAACCUAUCCCCAGCCAGCUCGUCCGCUCCAGGAGGAGCCUCUGCUUCAUCUUCCCUCAGGGAAGAAUGAGCUUUGGAGAGAACUGGGUGGACAGCCUGGAGGAGGUGCCACACUUCCAUCCAAGUACCAGGAGGAGAGCCGUGGAGAGCUGGGCCCGCGGGCCUUCGGCUGAGCAGGAAAGUCCAGGGAGCAUCCCAGGAAAACGAUGCUGCCAGGCGCCCAGUCAGUGAGCACUUGUGAAACACCUACUGCGUGCCAGCCGGGCCUGAGCCCCGGGGCAGAAGAGGACCCUGGAAAGAAAGAAGAGGCCAAGAGAGGGGGGACCUGGAGGUCUGUGAUGGGCCUCUCGGAGCCUCCUGAAGAGGGGCCUGGGCUUCCCCCGGCUGGGGGGUGAGCUGGAAGGAUGCAGGUAAACUGAGGCUGGUGAUGAGUCCGAGGCGGAGACAGUUCUAGACUGGGGGUGAGGUCAGCCCCGAGUGGGUCACAGUGUAUAUUCUGGGGUGCGCGGCCCCUCUCUGUGUCUCUGCACACCAGGGGAGCCCUGGAAUUCCGUUCGGCAUUCAGGGCCCCCUUCGGACUGUGGGGGCCUGGCCUCCAGCUCGGCCCUCCCUCCUCCUCACUCUCCCAGCACCCUUCCCACAGCCCACCAGCUGAGUGAGAAGGCCAUUCUGGGCCACCUGGGGCACCAUCCCGGCCUCAGCGAGGGUAGAGUCGGGAGCCUCCACUUCCUCAAACAACCCCCUCCCAGAAGGCCUCCAGGCUUGCUAAGAAUGAGGAAGGGCUGGGCAGUGUUGCCAUCGGGCUGCAGGGGGCCAUCCUCCCCAUCAGGGAAGGUAGUGAGCUCCCCAUGGGCAGGUCAGGGAGGAGCCAGGGGCACUGAGAGUGGACUCCAUCCCUGUGCCCAUUUCACAGAUGCGUUCCAGGCAGUGGUAGGGCGAGAGCCCAGCAGGGGCUCACACCGGGAGCUCACUACCUGCACUCUCUGGGGCACGGUGGAGUCCCCCCCUCCCCCCAGCCUUAGGUCCUUUCUGGGCUGGAGCUUGUGGUCCACUGACUUCCCGGAUCCUUUUCAGCCGAUCCCUGCUCCCCUUCUCGGCUGACCUUGGCCUCGGCUGCCGGCGGGGGAUGGGAUCUGGGUCCACAGCCCCGCCCCCCGGCGCAGGCCCCUCCCAGCUGUGCUGGCUCCCGGGAGCGGGGCGCCGAGCCAGAGUCACUCGGAAGCGGAGCCCGCAAGAAGCGGCCAUGGCCAGGCCGGGGGGCCGCGCCGUCUGCCUCAUCCUGCUGGCCGCCGGCCUCCUGGCCGCCAUCAUCGCAGCCGCCUGCACCCUGGGCCGCGCCGCUGCCACGUGCCCCGCCGCCAGCUACCGGACGGCCGCCGUGGCCGCCGACACCCCGCGCUGCUCGGCCAUCGGCAGGGACACCCUGCGGCGCGGCGGCUCCCCGGUGGACGCGGCCAUCGCGGCGCUGCUGUGCACGGCGGUGCUCAACCCGCAGAGCAUGGGGCUGGGGGGCGGGGUCAUCUUCACCGUCUACAAUGGCAGCACAGGGCAGCUCGAGGUGAUCAACGCGCGGGAGACGGUGCCCAGGAGCGCCCCGCGGGGGCUGCAGCAGCGCUGCUCCACCGACCAGCCGCUGGGCCGAGGCGCCUACUGGAUCGGCGUCCCCGGGGAGCUGCGGGGCUACCAGCUGGCGCACCAGCGCCACGGCCGCCUGCCCUGGGCCCAGCUCUUCCAGCCCACCAUCCGCCUCCUCCGGGAAGGCCUCCGGGUGCCCCGGGUCCUGAGCCUCUUCCUCAACAGCUUCCUGUCUCCGGCCAUCCGCGGCUCCUCCCUGGGCCGCCUCUUCUUCAACGGGAGCCGCCCCCUGGCGGAAGGCGAGCCGCUGCCCUGGCCCGAGCUGGCGCGCACCCUGGAGACGGUGGCCGAGAAGGGCGCCGACGAGCUGUACACCGGGGCGCUGGCCGAGAGCCUCCUGGCUGACCUCGGGGGGGAAGGCGGCACACUCACCAGGGAGGACCUGGCGGGCUUCCAGGCGGAGGUGGCCGAGCCCCUGACUGUGAGCCUUGGGAACUACACCCUGUACACGCCCCCGCCGCCCGCCGGAGGCGCCCUCCUGGGCUUUGUCCUCAACGUGCUCCGAGGCUUCCGCUUCUCCCCGGACGGGAAGGUGGACACGUACCACCGCGUGGUGGAGACCCUCAAGUUCGCCAGUGGGCUCAAGUGGGCCCUCCGGGACCCUCGGAGCCACCCUGAACCCCUGGGCGGCCGCCUGGACCUGCUGAGCGAGGAGCUGGCGCAGAGGGUCCGGGCCCUCAUCGGGCCCCGGGGAGACCGGCCGGCCGCCCACUACAACGUCAGCCUGCCGGGCGCCGGCGGCCAGGAGACGGGCACCUCCCACGUGGCCGUGCUGGGCCCCGACGGCAGCGCCGUGUCCGCCACCAGCACCAUCAACACCCCGUUCGGCUCCAUGGUGUAUUCCCCGAGGACUGGGCUGAUUCUCAACAACCAGCUCCUGGACCUGUGCUGGAGGACGAGGCCAGACUCCGGCGAGCUGCUGGACCCAGCUCCAGGGGAGCGGCCCCCCUCCCUGAUGGUGCCGUCCAUCCUCCUCUCCCAAGACCGGAAGGCCAAGCUGGUGAUCGGGGGCUCCGGAGGGGAGAUGAUCCUUCCGGCCACAGCCCUGGCCAUCAUGAACAACCUGUGGUUUGGGCUGGACCUUCACGAAGCCAUCAAGGCGAAGAUCCUCCACGUGCGGCCCACAAUGGAGGUCCUCUUCGAGCCCGACUUCGCCCAGGUGAGGCUCCGGCCCCUCCCCGGGCCUCGACUUCCCUGCCAGGGCCCGGGCCUCAGCCUCACCUGGGCCUUUCCUGCCUGCUGCCUUCUGCUGCAGGAGGUCCAGGACGGGCUCGUUAGCCGGGGACAUCAGCGGCAGGAAACCAAGUUCUGGCUGAACGUGGUCCAGGCGGUGGCCCAGGAUGCCAGGGGCUGCAUCUACGCCGAAUCAGAUGAGAGGAAGCUGGGGGAGGCAGCUGGCUACUAGGCCAGAGCCGGGCCCUGGGAAGCGGGAGGGAGGCCACUGUAGCCAGAGGCAGUGGCGGCUCUCCCUGGCUCGGCCUCCCAGUCUUCCUUGUUCCUUCCUCGCUGUCCCUGGGCCUGGGGGCUGGGACGAGCCAGCAGCCAAGGCCCAGGAAGGAGCGAGCUCUGCCCGUGGCCCUGGCCUCUUCCUCCUCUGGGUUCAGGCAGGGCCUGAAGGCUGGGAGACCCCCACAGGCUGUGGAGCCACCACAAUAAUAAGUCCACGUUUCUGCGGUGCUUACUGCAGGCAAGACACAAAUCUCCACUCACUUCACUUGACCCCGGAGGCCGGCUCAAUUCUCUCCCAUUUCCCAGAUGAGGAAACCCAGGUGGAAUGACUGGCCCAGGGUCACACAGCCCCAUCGCUGCCACCUAAUUGCCUCUAGGCUCCCCUCCAAAAGCAUCUCCUUGCACUUGCAUCUAUCCACUGUUCCUGAGACUCUCCACCCCAGAACCCCGUGGGGUAUGCCUGCUCUUGGCCCAAAUUGGCCCUCAGCAAUUCUCAUGGAGCUCAUUGUCCAAGUGGGCCCAGUUAAUAAAGAUUGCCAAGAAUUACA